AAAAAAACACUCAAAACUAUACCCAUUCAGCUCUCUCUCUCUCUCUCUCUGACCAUUGUUACACAGUUUCUGCAAAUGGGUGGAUCAAAGCUUGGUUUGUUGAUGCUGUUCAUGGUGGUGCUGGCUGCCUCUGUAUCUUCCUCACACGGCCGGAAACUUCGGGCCAUGCAAGAGAAGAAGAAAGGCGGCGAGAAAUCUUUGGCGGACAGGCUCUAUCUAAGUGCUCUUCCCAAGGGCAAAGUGGCUCCGUCCGGUCCCAGCAAGAAGGGCCACGCCGAGAUCGUCGACGAGAAGCUCAUCGCCCGCCACCUCGCUGAACUCAACCGGAUUCUUGGGUCCGUCCCCAGCCCCGGCGACGGCCAUUAACGACACUACUCCCUCCCCGUAAUCAUCAACUUUCUUUUCUUUUCUUUUUCCACCCUCAAUUUUGGAAAAUUCGCUCCUAUUUUCCGGCCGGGCUUAAGUCAGAACUGCAUAGUAUAAUUAUAGGGCUUUCCUUCUUUUGUUUUAUUCUGUUCUUUUCAUAUACAGUUUUGAUUCUUUGAUAUAUAUAGAAGUGCAGUUGUAUUGA
Molecule: messenger RNA, 571 nt
Organism: Diospyros lotus (date-plum)
Lineage: Eukaryota; Viridiplantae; Streptophyta; Magnoliopsida; Ericales; Ebenaceae
Product: precursor of CEP14-like
Exons: 1
Coding region: 76-366 (96 amino acids)
Biological process (GO): response to osmotic stress; cellular response to nitrogen starvation
Source: RefSeq, a predicted model, not a curated record